AUUAGAAACAUAGCAACGUCAUGGUAAAACCUUAAAAGUCUUUAACAAAGAAAUAAAGUAUGACAAAUUCAGAACGGCUUCCCUUGGUUGAGUUGAGUCCAGUUAUAUCAUGUGCUGCCAACGAAACCGCGUUAAAAGCUUUACUCUUCUUAGAAGAGAACAGUUAGAUCAUUGAAGAAAGAUUCGAUCUUUUCCUUGAGAGAGAGAAAUGAUGGAGUUGGGGUUGAGUAGAAGUAUCUGCUCAUUUCUCUUAGUUUUUCUGUUUGUGGGUUUGUCUUCUUCAGCUUUCAUUUCAGAUGAUGUCUUUGGAUCUCAUGCUACGGCUGGCAGAAGCCUUCUUCAAGCUAAGAAAGCUUGUCCGGUGAACUUUGAGUUUCUCAAUUACACCAUCAUCACAAGCCAAUGCAAAGGACCAAAGUUCCCAGCUGAUAGCUGUUGUAAUGCUCUCAAGGAAUUUGCUUGCCCUUACACUGAGGAAAUUAAUGACCUAACUACAGAUUGCGCAUCAAUCAUGUUCAGCUACAUUAACCUGUAUGGAAACUACCCUCCGGGCCUUUUUGCUGCUGAGUGUCGGGAAGGUAAGGAAGGACUCGCAUGCCCUGCACUCGCACCAUCAAUGACAGACAACGCAAACACAGGUACCAUUGUACCUAAUCCAUCCACACUGCUACUGGUGACAAUUAGCUUCGUAGUGUUGGUAUACCAGUUACUAUGAAGUCAUGCAAGUGUGAAUUCUUGUGAUUGUUGAUUGUUCAUACGUUGGCCGGUCUUUAAUUUUGUUUCAAUUUUGGGAUUCUUGAUCCAAGUAAAACAAGGCAUACGGAAAAUUUAAUAUAUGUAACGGUGUUGUAUUGUGUGAUGGUUUGUUUAAAUCCAAGUAUUUUGAUUGAAACAUGAAA
Mangifera indica (mango) is the source of this 899-nucleotide messenger RNA. Its product is annotated as GPI-anchored protein LLG1-like. The transcript has 3 exons. Lineage: Eukaryota; Viridiplantae; Streptophyta; Magnoliopsida; Sapindales; Anacardiaceae. Bases 209 to 715 code for a protein of 168 amino acids. The record is from RefSeq and is a predicted model, not a curated record.